This is a messenger RNA of Phycomyces blakesleeanus NRRL 1555(-), 285 nucleotides long. RefSeq lists its product as hypothetical. The record is from RefSeq and is a predicted model, not a curated record. NCBI's taxonomy places the organism in Eukaryota, Fungi, Mucoromycota, Mucoromycetes, Mucorales, Phycomycetaceae. The annotation marks the transcript as partial. The transcript has 3 exons.
GGCUUCAUCACAACCGCUCAUUAUACCUCCAACGAUACUUAUGUACAGGUCACUGGUUUCUUUGACCGUACCAAGUAUGAUCUCUUGGAAACAGAUGGUGGUGGACAGUAUGAUGCUCAUGGCAACCACAAGCCCGUAGGUGCUAUGUGCAAAGGUUACCCCCACUUUGUCAACUUGGUUGAACCCAGUGACAACCGUUUCUGUAUUAGAUGCUGUGAGAAUGAGGAUGAUUGUAACACUGGUCGAUCGGAAUACGGCUGUUUACGCGUAGUUCCCGGUGACUAU